CUCGAGUAAGGGAGAGCGGGCUCCUCGCCGAAAUUAGGUUAAUUAUUUAGCACUGCCAGUCUGGGGACUUUUAAUGGCGCUAGACAGCACUUAGAAGUUUUAUUUAAGAUACAGGAUAAAGUCUGUUUAAUUGCAGUUAAUGUCUUAAGGAUAAAGAUUACCCAGAGAGAGAGAGAGAGAGAGAGAGAGAGAGAGAGAACUUGUGAGGCUUUCCUGUCCUCUAGGUGCCAGUGAGAUUCUUGUCCUUCUACAGACUGCUGUGCUCCAUGGGAGGCUUCCUGAAGCAUUUUGUGUGACCUUGGAGGAGGUUCUGAGAGAAAGAAAGAAUAUUCAAACAGUCACUUACUGAUCUCCACUUGAGAGAAGGCUCAGUGAGAUAGAAAACAGCAGCAUGAAUGAGAGUGUUGGUGAUGGAGGGUGCAGCGAUGCCAGUUCACUUCGCAUGGAUCUCUCCAAUCUUGUGACCUGGGCACACACUCAUGGGACCAUAUGCAAUCAAAUCCCAGCCUUGGAAAUUGUGCAGAACAUGGGUCAUCCUAGCAAGGACAAUUCUGUUCUGUGGAUAUGUGGAGUUGGACAUGCGUAUCACUGGCAGUGUGGAAAAUUAUACAUCAGAAGCAGAGAAGAGAAUGAAACUGUAGAAAAGAGAAAGAGGUUAGUAUCUUCUGAGGUGCCAUCAAGGGAAGCUAAUUUAGAUGAAAAGAGGUUCAGGAUGACCCCAUCUUUUGAGAGGGCUAAAGCAGAUGCUGUUAGCACAGGGUCACGUAGCAGAUCUCCAGGGGUCACUCAGCAGAAAGAUGACACAGUCUACAUAACAUGUAAUGAACCAUCACCCAGAGAAAAUCGGAAAAGUAGCAAAGUAGCAUGCUUUGCAGCAGAGCAGCAUUUGUCAAUAUCUGGUGGUGAGGUCAAAACUGACAGACAUAAGGUGAAGCUAGAAAGUAACGAAGAUCUACAAAUCAUAUCUGAUGAAGAACAGUGUAUAUCAGAUGAAGACGACCAAGGAGACAGAAUCAGCCAGAAUACUCUGUCAGAAUCACCAAUUAAAGGUGUGACUGCUGAGGUAGAUUUGCAAAUGCAUCACACACAGAUGGCAUUUAACAAGCCGACAGCCACCCAAACAUCUGGCUUCGCACCCAUAGGAAAGCCACCCCUAACUCUUGCCUGCAUUCUAAAGUCCCCUGUCAGCAAUCAAGAGAGCCUGGACAGAAGCUUCUUGAGGUUAGGUCCUCUUAAUCCUGCAGGGUCCAUAACUGAGACUUCUAGAGCAAGAAAUUCCGCUGGAUCAGCAAUACCAAAAGAACAUUUUAAAUCUCAGCAACUCCAGCUGAGCCCUCCUGAGCAUAGUGUACCAGGUAUAGGCUUAAGUGGGAACAUUACUGAAAACCCUGCUGAGGAGAGUGAACCGUCAGGAUCUGGGCAUGCACCUCAUCUUUCAGCCUUAUUGAGUCCAGAGAGCGAGAAUGCAGACCAUCCACCUGCAUCUUCAAACAAAAAUGUGUCGAAGAAGUGGGAGAAAAAGAGAAACCGCAAUGCUGGCGAUAUAAAAGUUUUCAAAGACUGGCUGGUUUUACAUUGCCCUUCUGAAAUGCGCGAGAUCUAUAAGCUGCCACCCAAAGACCUCGAUAGUUACCUGGCCUUGUUCUACAGUUCUGCAAAGAGACAGAACGGCACAGAUUUCUCUGCCAGUUCUUUGCACUUCUUUCAGAGCAGCAUAGAGAGGUACCUCAAGGAUCACAACUACGAGUACAGCGUGGUUAAAGGAUUGGAAUUCAGAGCGUCUCAGGAAGCCUUGAAACUAAAGCAUCAGCACCUAUCUCAAAAAGAGAGAGAGGGAGAGUGGAAUAUUUUGGAGAACCUGACAGAUGAAGAUGUGGAAAGUCUUCGUAAGAAGGGACUUUUAAGUAAGACGCACCCUCACGGCUUUUUGCACCUCAUGUUCACAAAUAUCAUUAGGGGGUUUGGGGCAAGUACACAUAGUCGGAGCCAUAACGUGUACUGGGGACAGCUUGUGCUAAAAAAGAAUGAGGGAGAGCUAGAGUACUUGGAGUGGAAGGAUGAUCUGAGUGCAGAGGUACAUACAGGGGAGUUGGGUCCACGUCUCUUUGCCAAGCCUGACAAUCCAGAUAACUGUCCAGUCACAGAUUAUAAGGAGUAUGCGAAGAGGAGGCCACUGGAUAUGCUUCAUGACUACGAUCCACUUUAUCUAGCUCCCAAGCCUCUGUGCUCCAUAUGGGACCAAAUAUGGUACUGUAGAAAGUCACUGACAAAAGCCAAAAUGGAAAAGAUCUUGAAAGUGAUUAUCCAGCAAGUCAAAGGACCUGUGAAGAAGUCCAAGAAAUAAAGGUACCUGUUUAGUUUCUGCUGUGCCACUUUUUGAUAGGAGUACGUUUCAAAGUAGCCUUUGAAAGGUUUAAGUGGCAAUGUUUAGUAUAGGUUGAGGAGAACAUCCUUCUCCUCAGUUUCACCUUAGAACAUAAGUAAUCUACAAAUUUGCAUCACCUUAGCUUCCAGGUUAAGUGAAAAACUUCUGUUGUUCUUUCUAUUAAUGGAAUUGAUAAUUCAGUAAGUUAAAUAAAUAGGAGAAUCUUAGGUUUCACGUUUGCAAAACAAGUUACUAUUCUGUAUUAUUAAUGACAUGAUAAAACAGCUAAUGUUAACAUGGAGAGGGCUCAGUAGCUGAAUCGCUUGGCUAGGUGUUUAAGCUGCACUCAUAUUUAGGGGAGCUGACACUUGUAAACAGCAUUUAGUCUGUAGUAUAGGCCUAUCAUAAAGAGAUAAGUAACAGGAGUUAGUUCUGGGGUGGAAGGAGAAUGAUGAAAUGCCACAUUUGCCAACUGCUGAUCCAUAUCUCAUGGGAACGCUUCCAACAAGGUCUAUGUCAUUUUUCUUAGUGAAGGAUUUGUAGAUGUAAGAACUUGUGACUGUGUUUUAAAAAGUUACUUAAAAUGGCUGACAGCGUUGAAAGGUUUUAUGGUAAGUGUUUUCCCCAGAGUGCUAAAUAUAGCUACAUAAAUACACUUUGGUAGACGUAGUCAACUUUUUUUCAGCUGUUCAAGUACUAUGCAGUCAAUAUGUUGUCUUACAGUCCAGUCAAGUUGUUGGGUUGAAUUGUUGACAUAACCCAAUAAAAGAACA
Molecule: messenger RNA, 3138 nt
Organism: Pygoscelis adeliae (Adelie penguin)
Lineage: Eukaryota; Metazoa; Chordata; Aves; Sphenisciformes; Spheniscidae
Exons: 6
Coding region: 392-2344 (650 amino acids)
Source: RefSeq, a predicted model, not a curated record